Anarrhichthys ocellatus (wolf-eel) is the source of this 969-nucleotide messenger RNA. RefSeq names its product homeobox protein Hox-D9b-like. Gene Ontology annotation, biological process: embryonic skeletal system morphogenesis; anterior/posterior pattern specification; regulation of transcription by RNA polymerase II. The record is from RefSeq and is a predicted model, not a curated record. The transcript has 2 exons. Gene Ontology annotation, cellular component: nucleus. Bases 1 to 969 code for a protein of 322 amino acids. Gene Ontology annotation, molecular function: RNA polymerase II cis-regulatory region sequence-specific DNA binding; DNA-binding transcription factor activity, RNA polymerase II-specific. Lineage: Eukaryota; Metazoa; Chordata; Actinopteri; Perciformes; Anarhichadidae.
AUGUCGCUAACGAAUUAUUAUUCCAUGAUGGGGCUCCAGACUGAGGAGCCGUACGGGGCACAUUUCAUCCCGGGAGGCUUGCAGGGUUCGACGGCCGGCUGCACGAAGCCAGCCCGGAGAGCGGAGGAGGAGGAGGAGGAGGGGACCCCCGGCUCACACAUUCCGGAUUUUUCGCAUUUUUCCAACAAACAAGCGAGCUUAAAUGGCUUUUCUCCCUGGGUGAACACCUCGACUUCUCCUUCGCCCUCCUCUCCGCAGCUGCAGUCCACCCCCGGCGCCUCCAUCCCCGGCCUUUUUCACCCACACCACCUCCUGAGCCACCAACACCACCACCACCACCACCACCCAUACUACGGCCCGCAGACGCAGACCCAUGCCGAGCACCUCGCACCUUCCGCGGUCGCUUCCGACAGCAGGUUCGUCCGCUGCUGGGAGGGGGCGACCCCCACCUCGGAUUCCUCGCUGUCACACGCCUCGUCCGGGUUUCCCGGGUGUGUCCCCGCUCAGGGUGACCUCUCCGAUCCGAGCCCGAGGUACGAGGCGGUCAAACCCGAGAGUUCGCCUCCGCCUCCGCCACCGCCGCCUUCGCGCGACAGCCCUGCGGAUUCCAGCUUCGCCAGCCCGACCGAGGUGGUCCUCGAGCGGCUCGGGACGGUGGAGGAGCUGGGACGGAAGCCGGAGCCCAAAAAGGAGGACGAGGAGAGAAAAACAAAGAUUGACCCGGAAAACCCAGCAGCUAGCUGGAUGUACGCCAAGUCCACCCGGAAGAAGAGGUGUCCGUACACCAAACACCAGACCCUGGAGCUGGAGAAGGAGUUCCUCUUCAACAUGUACCUGACCAGGGACCGGCGCCUGGAGGUGGCGGGACUCUUAAAUUUGACAGAGAGACAGGUCAAGAUCUGGUUCCAGAACAGACGGAUGAAGAUGAAGAAGCUGAUGAUCAGAGAGAGGAGGGGUGUGAAUGAAUGA